Dendroctonus ponderosae (mountain pine beetle) is the source of this 1686-nucleotide messenger RNA. RefSeq names its product histone-arginine methyltransferase METTL23. Gene Ontology annotation, cellular component: cytoplasm; nucleus. NCBI's taxonomy places the organism in Eukaryota, Metazoa, Arthropoda, Insecta, Coleoptera, Curculionidae. Bases 831 to 1634 code for a protein of 267 amino acids. Gene Ontology annotation, molecular function: protein binding; fatty-acyl-CoA binding. The record is from RefSeq and is a predicted model, not a curated record. Gene Ontology annotation, biological process: fatty acid metabolic process. The transcript has 4 exons.
GACAAGUAGUAACCUCUGUGAUCUGUGGUGUUAGGUUAUGUGCUAGUUUUUGAGAAGCGUGUGGUUGUCAUUGUAGAAAAGGGGCUUCUCCAGCUAGGUAAUGAUUGUGCACUUGACUUCCACAUAGGAGAUAGUGGGGUGCAAUGUCCGAAAGUCCCAUCGAACAAGUCAAAAAGUUCGUUUUCAGUGACGACCGUAAUAAGACUGAAAAGUUGGACAUAUACAUUCCUGAGGUUCCGACUGUUUCUUCGAUCCGGCCAUUUUCGAAGACAUUCUAGUAACAGUAUCGUAUAUUCUGAAUCAGAAUAGUGGCGCAAAGUUCUUCUGCACCUAUCAAGAGCGCAGCACCGAUUGGACGAUCGAGCAUUUGCUAAACAAGUGGAAGCUCAGGGCAAAAGUGCACGAUCUGAGCAACUUGGGGGCUCACAGCGGCGUGGAAGUGAGCGAUAUUUUUGCUGGCCAUACCAUUCAUCUGCUGGAAAUCGAUUCAAAGGCCUGAAAUGGCAAGUAAUGCUGGCAAGUUUCACAAACUGUAUGUGAGCAACCUCCCGUGGACAGUGAGCCACAGCGAAUUGCGCCAGUACUUCAGCAAAUUCGGCCCCGUUAAUCUAUCAACGGUGGUGUUCGAUAAAAGCACAGGCUUGUCGAAAAAGUACGGUUUUGUUAGUUUCGGUAACAGGCAGGGCUUUGACGACGCUCAGAGUGUGACCGAGCACAAGUUGGAAGGGAGCGCUCUGAAAGUCGCUCCGGCCAAUCAAGACAAUAUCAGUGGAUAAUCACAAAACCCCAGCAUUCGUAGUAGUAGUAGUAGUAGUAGUAUAGUUGUAAAUAUGGCAAGCUCACCUGAGGACGACUUUAGCGACCUAAAAGAGAUAGGCAUUGAUGUGGUGGAAGCCAACGAAACUCUACUAGCGAGGAAAUUCGGCAAGUGCCUAAAGCACGUUCAGACAGUUGUAGCCAGCCUGGACAAUCGCACGCUGCUGAGGCUCUACGGCUUCUACAAGCAAAGCGUUGAAGGGCCUUGCAGCAUCCCCAAGCCCGGCUGGUACGACCUGAAGGGCCAGUCCAAGUGGCAGGCCUGGAAGAUGCUGGGCGAUCUGGACAAGGCCCAGGCAAUGGAGGGCUACAUUCAGCUCACUUUAGCCACCUGCCCGGAUUUUUCUUUGGAUGGCACUUCCAGCAAGGCCCCAAGCUGGGUGGCCGUUUCAGCUCCAAUUCCCGAGGCGAAUUCUUCAGCAGCCACCAUAAGCGACCACAUCCGGAGCGGCGACUUGGACCAAGUAGCAGCCUACCUGAAGCACAAUCCCUCCAACAUAAACCGAUUGGACAGCAAUGGUUUAGGCCUCAUCCACUAUGCAGCGGAUAUUGGGGAUUCACGGAUCUUGGAACUGCUGCUCAAAGGCGGCUGCCAGGUGAAUUUGCAGGUACGUCUAGAGUUUCUCCGUAAAUUUUUAUUUACGGGGGAAUACUUUAGGACUCCGAAGGGCAAACGGCGUUGCACUACGCAUCCAGCUGUGGAAAUCUCGGCUGUGUGCAACUGCUGUUGGACUACAAGGUCGACUGUUCUGUUAGGGAUAGCGAAGGGAGUUUGGCUGUGGACUUGGCUGAAAACGACCGCAUUAGGCACUUACUAGAGUAGAAAUGCCAUAUUGUUUAUUAUCAAUAGAACGCUAGAUAUUGUGGAAA